CGGAGUCACAACCCCGGAACCCGGCGGAAGUCCUGCCUCCUGCGUCUGACCUCUGACACAAGGCGCUGGUCUCCGGGCGGAAAUACCGCGCUGUAGGCGAGUGCGCUCAUGCGCACACGGUGGGCGCCCGCAAAGGCUUGUUCCAGGAAUGUGUUUCUGAUCUUCGGGAUUUCAACCAUGUUGUCAAACAGCUUGCAAAUUUUUCUAAAAGCCACACGCCCCCAUCCACAUCCAGCGUCCUGCUGUUGGUUAAUAAGCAAACGCAAGUUUUCUGGAACUAUGCCAGCAGCCGUGUUGCGCAGGCGAGUUGUCAUCACAGGCAUCGGACUAGUGACACCACUUGGCGUUGGGACUGAGCUAGUUUGGGAUCAGCUUCUCCGAGGACAAAGCGGAAUUGUUUCUGUAAUUGGUGAUGAGUACAAGAGUAUUCCUUGCAGUGUAGCUGCUUAUGUGCCAAGAGGUUCCGAUGAAGGUCAGUUUAAUGAACAAAAUUUUGUGUCCAAAUCAGACGCCAAGUCCAUGUCGUCUCCCACAAUCAUGGCGAUCGGGGCAGCACAUUUGGCCCUGAAAGACUCCGGCUGGCAUCCGACGUUAGAAGCAGAUCAGGUGGCUACUGGCGUUGCCAUUGGCAUGGGCAUGGUUCCUCUUGAGGUUGUUUCUGAGACUGCUUUGAUGUUCCAGACCAAAGGUUAUAAUAAAGUGAGCCCAUUCUUUGUCCCUAAGAUUCUGAUUAAUAUGGCUGCAGGCCAGGUCAGCAUUCGCUAUAAACUCAAGGGCCCUAAUCAUGCAGUGUCCACAGCCUGCACGACAGGUGCACAUGCUGUGGGAGACUCCUUUAGAUUUAUAGCCCAUGGCGAUGCCGAUGUGAUGGUGGCUGGGGGCACAGAUUCUUGCAUUAGUCCGUUAUCUCUUGCUGGAUUUUCCAGAGCCCGGGCUCUGAGCACAAACCCAGAUCCUAAGCUGGCCUGCCGCCCGUUUCAUCCAGAGAGAGAUGGUUUUGUCAUGGGUGAGGGCGCCGCUGUGCUGGUGUUGGAGGAGCAUGCGCAUGCUCUUCAGCGAGGAGCCCGGAUCUAUGCAGAAGUUUUGGGUUAUGGACUCUCAGGCGAUGCUGGUCACAUAACUGCCCCCGACCCUGAAGGAGAAGGUGCCUUAAGAUGCAUGGCUGCUGCUGUAAAAGAUGCAGGUGUAUUGCCCGAACAGAUAUCCUAUGUCAACGCACAUGCCACCUCUACACCACUGGGCGAUGCCGCUGAAAACAGAGCCAUCAAGAGGCUCUUUAAAGACCAUGCUUGUGCCCUUGCCAUAUCCUCCACAAAGGGAGCCACUGGGCAUCUUCUGGGAGCUGCAGGGGCAGUGGAGGCAGCUUUCACCGCACUGGCUUGUUACCAUAAAAAACUACCACCAACUUUAAAUCUGGACCGCACCGAGCCAGAAUUUGAUCUAAAUUACGUUCCACUGGAGGCUCAGGAAUGGAAAAGUGAGGGUCGAUGCAUUGGACUCACCAAUUCCUUUGGGUUUGGUGGUACUAAUGCAACACUUUGUAUUGCUGGCAUGUAAACAUUGACUUUUAAUUGUCAUAAAUACAUAAAUAAUAUGUACAUAUAUAUGUCUUAUAUCAAUACCCAGAUGUCUUUAGCACAAUCGGUAUUUGUAGUAGGGUAGUUCUUUAUUAUGGAAGAGGCUGCCCAAUACAUUGUGGAUAGUUUGCAGCAUCUUGGUGUCUCCUGUGAGAUCUCAGUGGCAGCUAGGGACAACCAGAAAUGUCUUUGGACAUUGGUUUAUG
Messenger RNA from Acomys russatus (golden spiny mouse), 1783 nucleotides. It is a transcript of the gene Oxsm, whose product is annotated as 3-oxoacyl-ACP synthase, mitochondrial. Gene Ontology annotation, molecular function: 3-oxoacyl-[acyl-carrier-protein] synthase activity. Lineage: Eukaryota; Metazoa; Chordata; Mammalia; Rodentia; Muridae. Gene Ontology annotation, biological process: fatty acid biosynthetic process. The transcript has 3 exons. The coding region runs from base 109 to 1557 and encodes 482 amino acids. The record is from RefSeq and is a predicted model, not a curated record.